Closterium sp. Yama58-4 is the source of this 1356-nucleotide messenger RNA. The record is from the annotation of a GenBank genome assembly. Lineage: Eukaryota; Viridiplantae; Streptophyta; Zygnematophyceae; Desmidiales; Closteriaceae.
AUGGGUCGCGUCCGCACAAAGACGGUGAAGCGCUCGGCGCGACUGAUCAUCGAGAAGUACUACUCGCGCAUGACGCUCGACUUCCAGACGAACAAGAAGAUCUGUGAUGAGGUGGCAGUCAUCCCCACAAAGCGCCUCCGCAACAAGAUCGCCGGCUUCGCGACGCACCUGAUGAAGCGCAUUCAGAAGGGCCCCGUGCGCGGCAUUUCGCUGAAGCUGCAGGAGGAGGAGAGGGAGCGGCGCAUGGACUUCGUCCCUGAUGAGUCUGCCAUCAAGACGGACGUCAUUGAGGUUGACCCUGUUACCCUGGACAUGCUCAAGGCCAUCAACAUGGCUACCCUUCCUGGUGUCACUCUGGUUCAGCCUCAAACUGGUGGUGGUGGCCCUGUUGGAGGCUAUGGCGGAAGUGCUUGUGCUUGCCGGUCUAAGCCUACUUGCCCCACCAGCAAUGAGCCAAUUGGUACCAACGAGAGUUCGUGUUCUCCGGAUGCAACUCGUGGGACCUCAUGCAGGUUGGUGAACGCGACGCUGGAUGACAUGGUAUCCAUGAAUCUCUCAGUUGUUCGGACCUGGGGCUUCUCAACACAAGCAAGUUCACCUGUGCAGCUAAGCCCCGGGGUAUACAAUCAAACCUUACUAAGAGGGCUGGAUUUCGUCCUCGCUCAAGCUAGACUUCGUGGCAUCAGAGUGAUGAUUGCCUUUUCCAACUUUUGGGGUAUGGGAGAUGGAGUGAAUAAGUACAUCAAGUGGGCUGGGCUGAACCACACGGACUUGUUCUUUAACAGCACUAUUUGCCAAAAGUAUUACCAAAGCUAUAUGAAAAUGCUAGUUUCAAGGGUGAACACCUACAAUGGCGUCAGUUAUUUGAAUGAUACGACCAUCCUGGGCUGGAACCUGCUAAACGAGCCAAGGUGCUUUACUGAUGGCUGUCAAGAUUCUGUCCAGAGUUGGACUGAAAUGAUGUCAACAUACCUUAAGAAAAUUGAUCCCAAUCAUUUGGUUGCAACUGGGUACGAGGGAUUUUACGGAGAAAAUCAGAACCACACGUCCAUCAAUCCAGGAGAGCCUUGGGGCCAUUGGGCAACACAGACGGGGCAGGAAUUCAUACGUAACAACAGGUUCUGGGCAAUUGACUUUGCAGUUGCACACAUUUGGUUUCUGACUGCCAUUUACGACGCUCUCUACACCUCCAUGGCCGAGGAUGGAACCGUGCAAGGGGACAAUGUCUGGGUCUUUAAGAGCCCAGAUGGAGAGUAUGGGUACACCAUACGCCCAUGUCAGUCAGCAGCAGAGAUUGUGAAAAGCCAUGCGGCUGCUGUAAUGCAACACAAACACAGCUUCGGUGAACCCUGCUGA